Messenger RNA from Verruconis gallopava, 1056 nucleotides. RefSeq lists its product as uncharacterized. The transcript is spliced from 2 exons. The record is from RefSeq and is a predicted model, not a curated record. NCBI's taxonomy places the organism in Eukaryota, Fungi, Ascomycota, Dothideomycetes, Venturiales, Sympoventuriaceae. Bases 1 to 1056 code for a protein of 351 amino acids.
AUGUUUGGCUGCAUUCCCCUCACCUUUGGUCGCCAUGAAAGUGGUAAUGGCAGACUUCGAGACAUUCUGUUCUCUCAUUGCACUUUUAGAUUUAAUAAGGCCAAAAAGCCUGAAGCAAAGACCCCCGAGCUGGAGCUGGAGUGUACUGACCUGCCCGUAACCAUCAUACCAUCCGAUAUGAUCCACAAGUCGAACCCAGACAGGAUCGGAAUAUCGGACUUCCCAGGCGAGAUUAGGAAUCAAAUAUAUCUCUAUCUCAGCGAACCUCAAGACACGGAAGCGCUUCUCAAAGUAAUUGGCGAAGAGCACAUGUUAAAUCCAGCUGCCAACAUGCUUCUCUCGUGCCGUAAAGUCUACCACGAGUUUCGGCUUCUUGCAAGGCCUAAUUAUCUCUCCUCGUACAGCUUGCUCGAAAAUCCACACACGUUAGCUAUGAAAAACUGCCCUCUGCCGCUCUCCACCAUCCGCACGCUGAUCAUUCAAGAACAUUGGCAGGUCGUCAAGACGUUCUGGUCAAACAGCAAUGCGUCCGUCUUGACCACGAAUAUCGAUCUCUGCAACGUCGAGAACAUCAUCAUCCAACUUUGUCUGUGUGGCGCUCGUAGCGACAUUGCCAUAGCAUGGAAGGUGGCACACGCCAUGAUGUCCAUUCUCGACAGUUCGACCUAUCAGAGCCUCCAGAAGGUCACGCUGUAUAUCUGCGGCUGCAGACUAUCUCGAUACAGCCUCUCUGCAGCUUAUAGAUCUCAGCUGCUUAAACUUAUAGUGAACAUUUUCAAUCAGGCAAGUCCACGCAUCUUCCAUGGUACCCUUCAAUAUGCACUCCCUACCCCUUUCUCGCAAUUUCUGGCCACCGGAAUCCAGGACUAUAAAGGUGCGGUAACACUUCCCAAUACUCCGAAAGCGACGUUAGAGAGGUCCAGCAGCGACUCCUUGAGGUCCAUCACUCUUGAUCUGCUCGACUCCAUGCAAGCUUGUGGUACCGGAUGCGUUUUCGACACUUCAAGCACCUACCAGCACCCGAUGUAUGAUGCCUCCCGGACGAUAAAGGAUUGA